Molecule: messenger RNA, 1309 nt
Organism: Oncorhynchus nerka (sockeye salmon)
Lineage: Eukaryota; Metazoa; Chordata; Actinopteri; Salmoniformes; Salmonidae
Product: CD209 antigen-like protein C
Exons: 1
Coding region: 15-725 (236 amino acids)
Biological process (GO): biological process involved in interspecies interaction between organisms
Cellular component (GO): external side of plasma membrane
Molecular function (GO): fucose binding; D-mannose binding
Source: RefSeq, a predicted model, not a curated record
GAAGAAAGGGUGUGAUGUUGAGUUUGGGUCCUCACAGACUCACAGACUUGAUUGGAAACGAACCAAGUUGGAACAUUAUGGCGAGCGUCACUGAGGGUUCAUCUAUGGAUCUCGAUCCUACAAAUGCGUAUGAAAAUGUGACAGCCAACCAGCAGGACAACAGAGACAGCUCAGGAUUAGCUCAGCACUCAAGCAGAAGAGUCUACAGAUUAAUUGCUGUGGGUUUUGGGUCGCUGUGCGUCCUACAAGUCCUUCUUAACAUCUCCCUGCGUUUAGUCGACAACCUGAGCGAAGCGAGAGACCAGUUGGCCUGUGAGAAAGACGUCCGCAAGAUAUGUCCCCAAGACUGGAUAAUACAGUCCGGCUGCAGUUGUUACUUCAUCUCCCUUGACACUAAAAACUGGACUGAGAGUAGACAGGACUGUCUGGACAGAGGAGCAGACCUAGUGAUCAUAAACAGCAGAGUGGAACAAGUUUUCAUCAAAACAUUGGGCCACAGAACCUGGAUCGGUCUGACUGACAGAGAAGUUGAGGGAACCUGGAGAUGGGUGGACGGGACACCACUGACCGCAAGUUAUUGGACUACAACCGGCGAACCGAAUGGAGGACCUGAAGAGAACUGUGCUGAGAUUAUCGGCAUUCACAAUGACCCGGUAUUGGCCUGGAAUGAUCUACCAUGUUACUAUGAACAGCGUUGGAUCUGUGAGAGGUCGUUGGUUCUGUGAGAGUCGUUGGUUCUGUGAGAGGUCGUUGGUUCUGUGAGAGGUCGUUGGAUCUGUGAGAGGUCGUUGGUUCUGUGAGAGGUUGUUGGAUCUGUGAUAGGUCGUUAGUUCUGUGACAGGUCGUUGGUUCUGUGAGUUUGUUGGAUCUGUGAGAGUUCGUUGGUUCUGUGAUAGGUCGUUGGUUCUGUGAUAGGCCGUUGGUUCUGUGAUAGGUCGUUGGUUCUGUGAGAUUCAGCCCUAACGUGUCCCUAACACCUACAAUAGUAUCCACGUCCAUUCCAGAACCCACCAAACAACAUUAUUUUAAGCAAGUAAGGCAAGACACAAUUAAUUUAGGGGAAAAGCAGGUUCCGCAUUUAUAAAAGUAACGUUUUUUCUCUCUUUCUCUCUCUUUUUCUCUCUUUCUCUCUCUUUUUCUCUCUCUCUCUCUUUUUCUCUCUUUCUCUCUUUUUCUCUCUUUCUCUCUCUUUUUCUCUCUUUCUCUCUCUUUUUCUCUCUCUCUCUCUUUUUCUCUCUUUCUCUCUCUCUUUUUCUCUCUUUCUCUCUCUUUUCUCUCUCUCUCUCUCUUUUCUCUCUCUCUCUCUCUU